AUGAUCAUUAGCGAUAAAGACUUUGACAUAGGAUUUGAAGUUAAUUUCAUAUAUAUGCCUGAAGAAGAUGUUAAGAGCAUUGAUCAAUACAUAGAAUUACCAGUUUCUAAAUGCCAAGCUGGAAGAUUCAAAGGAGAGUAAUCUUAAACAGAGACCUUUAAUAUAACUAAUAAAUAUAGUUGCCCUAUUGAUUUCAAAACUGCAUUUUAAGGAUCAUAUGCCACAUAAUAUGCUUAAUUGCUUCAAGUAUAAGUUAGAAAGUGUAAUCAAACGAAUCUUACCAAAAAGGAUAAAUCUUUGAUUUGUGCUUCGGCAGCAGAAAUGGACAGAAUUUUAAACUAUAUGACACUAAAUGUACUAAUGACUAAUUAGUUUAUUGAUGUCAAUGAAAAAGUUGGCAAUCCAAUUAGGACUGUCUUGAAGCAGUUUUUCGCAACAAGCUAUACACCCUCUCAGAUGCUCUUUCAAAUGUUGGAGGUAUUAUCGGAAUUCUCACAAUCAUAGUUUAAGUAUUGGUUUCUAAAAUACAAGAAUACUUAUACUAUCAAUCUCUUAUUAAACAAUAAUUUCAAAUCAGAUAAGAUUUAAUAGUCAAAUAGCACUAAGAUUAAAAGAUAGGAAAAACAAACUAUAUCAACCGCAGAAUUAAAGAAUCAAUAAAAAGAUACUAAACUUAAUAGAUUAGUUGGAGAUUUAAAGAAUUGA
Stylonychia lemnae is the source of this 705-nucleotide messenger RNA. The record is from the annotation of a GenBank genome assembly. NCBI's taxonomy places the organism in Eukaryota, Ciliophora, Spirotrichea, Sporadotrichida, Oxytrichidae.